Molecule: messenger RNA, 1467 nt
Organism: Prorocentrum cordatum
Lineage: Eukaryota; Dinophyceae; Prorocentrales; Prorocentraceae
Source: the annotation of a GenBank genome assembly
AUGGCUGCUGCUGCCGCCGACGCCGUGCCCGCGCUGGAAGGAGUGGACCAGGUGGCGUACCUCCUGUAUGCGGUGCCGGGGGCACCCCUGUGGCACCAGCGCUGGAACUUGGGUCGGGUGGUGUCCUGUCCGAGUGACGCGAUCCUGGUCUCGCCGGACCACCAGCUGCAGUGCGAGGUAGUGGACGGGACGUGGCCCGACAUCAGCGCGGUGCGGUGGGCGCCCGCCCUCGCCCCCAGGCCGCCGGGUGUCGUGCGGGCCUACCGCUUCGCGAGCCCCCCGACUGCGGCGGAGGUGGCGGCCUGGCUCCCCGAUGCCCAGGCCGAGGCUCGGCGCUGCUUUGCUCGGCGCCACCCGGGCGUGGCCGUGCCGGCGCCCGUCUUCGAGGCGUGGCCCUGGGCUGCGCCGGGGGCGCCGGCUGCCGCCGUCGGGCCCGCCCCUGCCGCGGGGGGCCCCGCCGCCGGGCCGCCGGGCGGAGGCUGGGUCGUUGUGCCAGCGGGGGGCCCGCCGCCCGCCGCGGCGCCCGUCGCCCCGGCACCCGCGCCCCUGCCGGGCGGGGUGUUGCGCCGAGGAGGUGCGGCCGCGGGGGCUGCGCCGGCCGCGGGCGGCGGAGAGGCGGGCGGAGCGCCGGCGCCCGCGGGAGCAGCGCUCGCGGCGGCCGCGCUGGCGACGCCGCCCCCGCCCCUGUUGGGGAACUGGCGCGUCGCCCAGGAGUGGAGGGGGUACCACUACGGCGAUGUGAUCACCCCUCCAGCGGGCUUCGCUGGGGCGGGCACUCCCGCCCGCGGAGUCGUCCUGCUCGCAGACGGGUCGUCUCUCUUCGUCGAGUGGGUGGCCAUCGGUGACGAGUCGGACUUCGCCGACCGGGCGGUGGCGCCCGACUGUCGCCUGCUGCCGGUCCGCCUCGAUCGCGCUGGCAGGCCCUUCCGGACGCUCGAGAACCUCGUCGAGAGCUGCCGCCAGGAGCACCUCCCCGACUUCAUCGCGCCGAGGACGACCAUGUGGUGCCUCGAGCACCUCGCGGGCGAGGGCCGCUCUCUCGAGUCCCACUUCGAGCACUUCAAGAAGCUGUGCGGCCUCCAGGACUCCCAGUGGGGCAUGGAGGAGUACGCCAGUGUGAUCAGCUACCUGAAGGCGUUGCUCCAGCACGAUCAGGUGGACGCGUCCAACAUCCUGUCGGUGGAGAUGAUGUUCCGCCGGCUCCAGACGAUCGAGUACUGCUACAGCGACAAGUUGCGCGAGAGGACAGCGGGCUCCUCCGCGGGGAGGCUCACCGCCGACGAGCAGGCCGCCUUCGGGGCGACGGCCCGAGCCGAGUCGAGGCUCAUGGUGUCGCCCGCGCUGCUCGAGAGCGCCAAGCAGGAGCUGGAGCGCGACGCCUCGCUGGCCAAGAGCCUCCUGAAGGCGCGCGAGGCUCGGGAGUCGCUGGGCAAGCGGAGGCAGGGCCAGGGGAAGGACCAGGGGUGA